AAAACAUUGGCAUUCAGCGUGUUCGCUCCCAGAGUGCCAUGGUCGCAUUUCAAGACCUCUUGGCGCAAGUGUCUGCAGCGCAUGAGGCAGAUGUGGCAGAGCUGCGGGAGCAAGUGGCGCAGCUGCAGCACAGGCACGAUGGGUGCUGCGCCGGAAACAGCGCGGCGGCUUCCGACGGCGACAGAGUAGAAUCUUGCCAAUGCAGUGACUAUGAGCUCGACGAGGAAGCGCAGCAUCCAUCCCCACUGUGUGUACCGGAAGCGUUGCACCGUGCACCUUCUAUACUUGUACCCGAGGAGUGGCACAUGGAGCCGAUCAUCAAGGUCUUCGGGACAGAGGUCAGGAAUCUUGGCCUGCGAAUCCUGUGGAACAACGCCAGGCCAGUCAUCCAACAUGUUGAGCAGGGUGCUGCAGCACAGGAGGUUGGCAUUUGCGGAGGAGACUAUUUACAGGCGAUCAAUGGUACGGACACCCUUGGCCGUUCUCGAGAGGAGCUGCUGCCGCUGCUUCGGGUCAGGCCUUUGACCCUGGAGCUGCAGCGGAAGGUCGCCAGUCCAUCCACAUCCUUGAACUUCGGGCAGCGCCACAGCAGCAUGCCCAUGUACUCUUCUAUUCAGAGCAGUCGAUCUCCGGUCGCUGCUUCAGCACGACACGAGAAUACCAAGGCCAAGCUUCUGGCCAUUAAAGAGAAGUACGUCUCGGAAGAUACGAUCAAUAACCGGUACCCGGCGCUGAACGAGGAGGCCACGCAGGGCAACCACACGCCGGUCUCGACCAAGUCUGUGAAGAUUUGCCCUCGCAGUCCACUCAGCCCCCGCAAUAUCAGCGACCGCAACCUGAGCAAGACCUCAGGAGAACCAAAGUCCAGCGAGGGCACGGCGUCCUACCUGGGAAUGCGGCGCUUCAUCACCGCUCGCAAGGAGUCCACGGCCUCCGUGGCGCACGUGGCCAUCGGGAACUUCAAGAUCUCUUUCCACGAGGACGGCCACUCUCAACACUCAUCCUGCAGGUCUAUGGGGGCCAUGCUGCAUUCAACGCUCAAGUGGUGGUCGCAUUUGGAGGAACCAGAGCGAACCACUUGCGCUGCGAAAUUGUUGGAGUCUAGAGUUUUCUUCACAUUAUCAUCCACGGUGAUCCUCAUGCACGCGGUGGUUGUGACCAUGUCAUCCGACUGGGAGGUGAGCACCUUGAAUGGCUCGGGCGGCGACGCAAGCCUUUUCUCCCCGGACAUGUUCACCUACCUGGAGAUGGGCUUUCUUGCCUUCUAUGCCCUGGAGCUCAGCCUCCGACUGUGGGUGCACAGAUGCUUCUUCUUUGUCGCAGAAGGUGCAGGUUGGAAUUGGUUCGAUUUUGUGCUGGUCUCGUUAUCUGCAAUAGACGUCGGGUUUUUCAUCGUCCAGAUGAACACUGUCGCCCAGGCAGAGAACGGAGGCGGAAACGUGUCUUUCAUGCGGCUCUUCCGCCUCUUCAAGAUCACUAAGAUCUUGCGGACCAUCCGCAUCAUCAAGGUGUUCCGUGAGCUUUCGAUGAUGGUGGAAAGCUUCUACAAGUGCAUCGUGGCGAUGUUUUGGGGACUGGUACUCCUGGUCUUUUUGCUCUACAUAUUUGCGUUAGUCUUCGUCAGCGGAGUCACCGAUUUGCUGUAUGACCCCAUGCUCACUGAGGAAGAGCGACAGGUCAUUGUCGAGCAGUUUGGCUCCGUGGUGGAUAGCAUGCUGUCACUUUACAUGGCCGUAACAGGCGGAAACGACUGGGCCGUAUACUACGACACCGUGAGAAGGUGCGGUACCUUCUACAACAUCUUGUUUCUUCUCUACUCCUUCUUCUUCGUGUUCGCUCUUUUCAACAUAAUGACGGGCGUGUUCGUUGAACGGGCAAUGCAGGCUGCGAUUCCUGACCGAGAUGAGAUGAUAUAUGAGGAGCAGAAGAAACUGGCAAAGCAGGUUGAAGACUUCAAAGGGCUGUGCAAUCAGCUGGACACGGAUGGCUCAGGUACCAUCACAAAAGCGGAGUUCAAGAAACACAUGAGAAGUGAACAAAUGGUGUCAUACAUGUCCAGUGUCGGCUUGGAGAUGCACGACGUCGAGCACUUCUUCCGUACGGUGGCCGGGGAGGACCAAGAGGUGAGCAUCGACCGCUUCGUGGAGGGAUGCAUGGCCAUGCGGGGCAAUGCAACAUCCCUGGACGUGCAGCGGGCGCUCUUCGAGUGCAAAAAUCUUGCGUCAGACUUCACCGCAUACCGCAAAGAGAUGCGCGAGAGCAUCAUCCAGGUGCAGAAGGCGCUGGUGAUGGGGAGCCCGGUGAAGGAGCUGAAGGAGAACAAGGAGCACAAGGAAACGAAGGCGGAUUUGAAGGAGCUGAAGGCGAAGGAAGUGCAGCCAGUCAUCCAGCGGAGAUUAUCACUUGACAUGGACAACGUGCCUAGCUUUAGUGGAGAACCAUAAGCGCGCCAGAGAUGCGUUUUGCAGGCUGGACAUGGCAAAAGAGAGAGAGAGAGAGCAUGCUGACACUAUUGUAGCCUGCUUCACCAUAGAUUCUCCUUCCGUCAGCGCUUGCACUAUUUGGAAACGUCGCCCUGUUCUGACUGUGGUCAGUUUUGCGAGGGCGCCGGAGGCGCCAUGCAUGCGUCCGAUACGGGCGGGAUCCUAGUUCUGUAAUCCCUUCCCCCUAGUAAAGGUCUCCCAAC
Molecule: messenger RNA, 2686 nt
Organism: Effrenium voratum
Lineage: Eukaryota; Dinophyceae; Suessiales; Symbiodiniaceae
Source: the annotation of a GenBank genome assembly